AUGUAAAGUUCUUCUUAAAAGAAAGAAGCUCUAGCUGACAUCUUUGAUGAAAUAAAAGAUGUAGAUAUACAAACCUUUGGGGCCAUAUUAGAAAUAUUAAGAAACGAGAAGAUUGUAGAUUGCAUAGGAUAUCUUUCUGAUUAUUAAAAUCAACAACAUUUAGAAUCCUAAAUCUUACAACAAGUAGAUAAUAUCACCCAAGUUGAUAAAGAAUAGAAAUUAUCUGAAGUUAGAAAUAAUAUGAGAUAAAUUUCAGAUGUCUUAAGAAAAUUAAAAGAUCAUGACUUCAAUAACUAAGACUUUUCCUCUUAAGAAAAUGAAGAAUCUAAACUAAGUCUAAUUUAAAGCAUCAAGGAUAUUAAAUAGAUAAUAGAAUUACUGUAAUUUUUAGUUCACCUCACAUCCAUUAAUGAAACUUUGAUACAAUGUGGGUCUAAUUCAUUGCAUAUUUUAGUUUAGAUGAAGGUGGACCUUAGUAACAAAAAUUUUGAAAAUAUUAAGAUCUAAAAUACUGCAUUAGUAGGAGCUAAUUUUGUAAGGUGUAAUUUGAGUGGAUCCUUGUUUGAUAAUGUAAACAUUAGUGGAAUAAAUUUAAAUGAAGCAUUAUUAUUUCAUUGUUAAUGGAAAGACUUAAGAAUAUAAGAAUUAAACAAACUUGUUGGUCAUAAUUAAUCAGUCUAUUCAGUCUGUUUUUCUCCUGAUGGAAAGAAAUUAGCCUCUGGUAGCAGUGAUAACUCUAUUUGUUUAUGGGAAGUCAAAACAGGAUAAUAAAAAGCUAGAUUAUAUGGUCAUACUAGCAAAAUCAACUAAGUCUGUUUCUCUUCUGAUGGAAAUACAUUAGCAUCUUGUAGUAGUGAUAAGUCUAUUCGUCUCUGGGAUGUAAAAACAGGAUAAUAAAAAAUCAAAUUGGAUGGACAUCUAACUCAUGUCAACUCAGUUUGUUUCUCUCAUGAUGGAAAUACAUUAGCUUCAGGUAGUAAUGAUAAGUCUCUCCGUUUAUGGGAUGUGAAAACAGGAUAAUAAAAAGCCCAAAUAGAGGGUCAUACUAGCGCAAUCAUGUCAGUCUGUUUCUCUUCUUAUGGAAAUACAUUAGCCUCUUGUGGCUGGGAUUAAUCUAUACGUUUAUGGGAUAUUUAAACUAAAAAAUAAAAAGCCAAAUUACAUAGUUAUAGUAAUGUUUAGUCAGUCUGUUUCUCUCCUGAUGGAAAUACAUUAGCCUCUGGUAGUAUUGAUAAGUCUCUCCGUUUAUGGGAUGUGAAAACAGGAUAAUAAAAAGCCAAAUUAGAUGGUCAUACUAGUUAUGUCUACUCGGUCUGUUUCUCUCCUGAUGGAAAUAUAUUAGCAUCUGGUAGUGUUGAUAAGUCUAUUCGCCUAUGGGAUGUCAAAAAAGGAUAAUGCAAAGAUAAAUUAGAUGGUCAUACUAGUUAUGUCAACUCAGUCUGUUUCUCUCCUGAUGGAAAUAUAUUAGCAUCUGGUAGUGAUGAUAAGUUCAUCUGUCUUUGGGAUGUCAAAACAGUAUAAUAAGUCAAAUUGGAUGGUCAUACUAGUUGUAUCAACUAAGUAUGUUUCUCACCUGAUGGAAAUACAUUAGCGUCAGGUAGUAAAGAUAACCUUAUCCGUCUUUGGGAUGUCAAAACAGGAUAAUAAAAAGCCAAAUUGGAUGGUCAAACAACUCAUGUCAACUCAGUCUGUUUCUCUCCUGAUGGAAAUACAUUAGCCUCUGGUAGUGAUGAGACUAUCCGUUUAUGGGUUGUCAAAACCGGAAUAUAAAAAGCCAAAUUACAUGGUCAUACCAAUCCUGUCUACUCAGUCUGUUUCUCUCCUGAUGGAAAUAAAUUAGCUUCUGGUAGUUAUAAAGAAAUUAGUCUCUGGGAUGUUAAUACAGGAUAAUAAAAAGCGAAAUUAGAUGGUCAUACUAGUUAUGUUUAUUCAGUUUGUUUCUCUCCUGAUGGAAAUACAUUAGCUUCUUGUAGUGCUGAUUAGUCUAUUCGUCUAUGGGAUGGUAAUACAGGGUAGUAAAAAGCCAAAUUGGAUGGCCAUAAUGAUUAUGUUAGAUCAGUUUGUUUCUCUCCUGAUGGAAACACAUUAGCCUCUGGUAGUCGAGAUAACUCUAAUCGUCUUUGGGAUGUCAAAACAGGAAAAUAAAAAGCCAUAUUAUAUGGUAAUACUAGCAAAAUCAAAUCAAUCUGUUUCUCUCCUGAUGGAAAUACAUUAGCUUCUGGUAGUGCAGAUAACUUUAUACAUCUGUGGGAUGUCAAAACAGCGUAAUAUAAAUCAAAAUUAAAUGGUCAUAGUAAUACUGUCUACUCAGUUUGUUUCUCUCCAGAUGGAAAUACAUUAGCUUCUGGUAGUAAUGAUUAAUCUAUUCGUCUAUGGAAUUUCAAAAGAGAAUAAUGUAAAGGCUAAUUGGAUAGUCAUAGUGAUUAUGUUAGAUCAGUCUCUAUCUGUUUAGAUGGAAAUAAAUUAGAAUCUGUAAUUAACGAUAAGUUUAUUCGUCUAAGGAAUGACAAGAGUGGAGAAGAAAUUAAAUCCUCUGAUAAAAAUUAUAAAGAUAUUCCUGCCUAAUUUAAAGCACAACUAUUUUAAAACAAACUUCUACCGAGUAUUUAUUUAAUUAUUAUUUUUUAGAAUCCAGCAAUAUAACAAUUUUACGAAUAUCUGAAACACCAUUAUUUCAAGCAUAAGAUGCUUUAAUCUUUAAAGGAAAUUUUAUAAAUUAUGAGGGAUUCGAUUUAAGAUAAUUAUUUAAAUCUAAAGGAAGUUGCUUUUUAGAAGACUUGAAGGGAAAGUGA
Paramecium primaurelia is the source of this 2792-nucleotide messenger RNA. Lineage: Eukaryota; Ciliophora; Oligohymenophorea; Peniculida; Parameciidae. The record is from the annotation of a GenBank genome assembly.